Tachyglossus aculeatus (Australian echidna) is the source of this 1447-nucleotide messenger RNA. Its product is annotated as survival of motor neuron protein-like. Gene Ontology annotation, cellular component: nucleus; cytoplasm. Gene Ontology annotation, molecular function: RNA binding. Gene Ontology annotation, biological process: mRNA processing. The record is from RefSeq and is a predicted model, not a curated record. The transcript has 9 exons. NCBI's taxonomy places the organism in Eukaryota, Metazoa, Chordata, Mammalia, Monotremata, Tachyglossidae. The coding region runs from base 18 to 866 and encodes 282 amino acids.
GCGGAGCUUGCGCCAACAUGGCGGCCGGGGCCGGAGUCGUGGGGGAGGCGCACGAGGUGCUCUUCCGACGGGGCGCCGGACAGAGUGAUGACUCUGAUAUAUGGGAUGAUACGGCGCUGAUAAAGGCCUACGAUAAGGCCGUGGCAUCAUUUAAGAAUGCUCUGAAGAACGGUGACUGUUCUGAACCUUCAGACAAACAAGAAAAAAGUUCCGGAUACCAAAAAAAAACGAUUAAGAAGAGCAGAAGCAAGAAGAAGAACAACACUGCCCCACUGCCCCAGUGGAGAGUUGGUGACGCUUGUUGUGCGAUUUGGUCUGAAGAUAGCAAUGUGUAUCCAGCUACUGUUGCUUCGGUGGAUUUGAAGAAAGGGACAUGUGUUGUAGUUUAUACUGGGUAUGGGAAUAGAGAAGAGCAAAAUCUGUCAGACCUGCUUCCCCCAAACAAUCCUGAAGGAGGACAAGAUGAAGGAAAUGUUCGGGAGAAUGAAAAUCAAAGUCAGUACUCAACGGACGAAAGUGAGAAAUCGGCCAGGUCAAGUGGAAGCAAACAGAAUCGCAACAAAGCCAAAGCCUCUCACUGGAACUCGUAUUUUCCUCCUCCGUCACUGCCUCCGCCCCUGCCCGGGCUGGGAAAGCACGGACCAAAACUCAGUGCCCCACCGCCUUUCCUAUCAGGCUGGCCCCCACCAUUUCCUUCAGGACCACCAUUGAUUCCCCCUCCGCCUCCUAUGUCUCCAGAUUCUUUUGAAGACGAUGAUGCUUUGGGAAGCAUGUUAAUAGCUUGGUACAUGAGUGGCUAUCACACGGGCUAUUAUCUGGGCUUAAAGCAAAGCCGAAUGGAAGGAAGGCACCAAAACUUCAAAUAAAGAGGAAAGUCUGCCGCACGGUUCCCCUUUGCAUUUGUACUGCCGGCUCCCAAGGAGACAAGCUUUUCAUUCCUCCUCUGGAGAUACGGACAAAGGUGUUAUUUUUCUUCAGAAAGACUUGACUCGAUAGCACAAUCCAAUGUAACGACCUUAUGAGUUUACUCACGGGUGCACAGGUUGCAAUGGUAGCAGGUUAAAUAAUCUAAGCAAAAUACUUUUUAAAUAGUUUUGAGUUGUCUGGAAAAAAAAAAAACCUACCUGUACUUUUUACUUGCAGCGGAUCACUUUUAGGCUGCCUCUCACCUUGCGCAGAUCUAUUUUCAGUACUAAAAUUGUUCUUGGAUGUUAAAACUUUUGGUCUGCAUUCCAGUUAUUCACAAACUUUUGAAAAGCAUUAGUUUUGACUAAACUUUACUUACAGCAGAGCCAUCAGCAGCUGAGUGAUACUGGUGGCAGUUUUCACCUAGAAUAUCUGAGCUCUGACCCAGUGUUAGGAACUUGAAGAGGGAGUUUGGUGAACAGAUAAAAGUGGUUGGCACAGUUUGUUUACAUUACAUGUGAAUAAAAUCUCAUUUUUCAAA